CAAAAUAAAGAGGCGGAAACCACGCACGCACUGCCACAGCAUGAUAGACCCAAUUUAGGUUCAUAAAAAGCGCUGCGCUCUGAGCCUUUGGCGUAGUUGUGACACAUUUUGCGCUCAGACCGGUGUCGUGAAGAGAAUAUAGACAUUUAUUAUUAUGAAAUGUUUAUUAUGACACAACUAACAAAAUAGUCAAACUUUACAGUCAAGGCGGGCUAUCUGGUUCACAAGUGAUAACGUGUUCGCUGGGUUUCCAAGUUUAAAGAAAAAGCCUAAAGCUCAACACCGGACCCGUUCAACGAGCACGGUUUUGUGGAUUCAUUCUUGUCACGUGACAAGAGCGGUCCCGUUCUAAACUGGUACCAUUUAUCCCCUGUAAACCGGGCAGGAUGUUACGAGCUCAUCAGGGGCCAUAAAGGAGAGCGGAUACGACCUACGGCACUGUCCAACCAAAAUGUCCUCACCAGGGUCCAGGCGGAAUAGUUGCCGUGGAGCUGCGUGUGGAAGCCGGGCAACUUUUGAAUACCAAGUCCGUCGUCGGAGCUCCAGCUGUUCUUACUUUGCCUCUGGAGCGCAAACGGGAGACUUUUCAGUCAGUCUGAGUCAGCCGAUAUUUACUGUAACGCUCCGGUUUUUGCUGGCGAUAGAUCUAUGGCUGUCCAAACGGCUCGGAGUGUGCGCCUGUGAGGGGUCUGCAUGGGGCAGCAUACGGCCCUUGGUCCGGCUGGUCGAGUUCUCCGGUCAUGUCAUCCCGUGGCUCAUCGGCACCGUGUACACUCUUCUCCGUGGACGAAGUGUGGAGGAGCAAGAGAUCAUGCUGAAUUUGGCAUUGGCUCUGAUUUUGGAUUUGCUGCUUGUCAGACUUGUGAAGACUCUGGUCAGACGUCGCAUGCCCACCCAGAACCGCUCGGAGAUCCUCUCCACCUUCUUCGUGGAGCGCUAUUCCUUUCCCUCCGGCCACGCUUCACGGGCGGCCAUGUGCGCCCGGUUCUUCCUCGCCCAGCUGGUGGACACAGACUCCAUGCGGCUCCUGGUGGUGGGGUGGGCUGCUUUGGUGAGCCUGUCCCGACUGCUGCUUGCAAGACACUAUGUGACAGAUGUGGGCUUUGGCUUGGCCAUGGGCUACUGCCAGUACAGUCUGGUGGAAAGACUGUGGGUGACUUGGGACUGGUUGCAGGACGCGCUGCUCAUUGGCCUGGGAGAGAGGCUGAACAGGGCUUGCGAUGGACUCUGGAUGAUAGAUGGGAAACAUUAGGUCAGGUUUAGGUGUGUGUGCAUGUAGGAAAAUGUUGAACAUGAGUGGGUAAUUCUGAAAUUCCUGAUUAUUGAUGUUAUUUUAGGAUUCUUAUAUGUUUUAAAAAAAUCUGUAUCAGCGUUAUGUGUUUGUCUUUGUGUUUACUUUUAUUUUGAAGUAGAAGUAUUAAAUGUUUUACCUCCAUUAAGCUGCUUGUUUGCACAUCACUAUUGAUAAUGCAUGGACUUAAUUUCACAAGCCUGAAACCAAUGUUGAAUUUAUUUAAUUAAAUUUUCUAUCUUGAAAAAUUACUUCUUUUUUUUUGAGUGUGUGUGAAAGUUUAAACUGUGGUAUAAAAAAGAGACUUCCCCCUUGACACACUUCAUGAUGUGAGAAUUUUUUCUGUGUUUGUUUUUCAUGUGGCUUAGCCACAGUGUGUUUGUGUGAACAUUGUUGUGGGGAAAGUCAACUCACACUCAACCAAGUUUCCAUCAGCUGCUGCUGCUGAGUCUCCUGACUGUCAUUGCACGGUAACACAUUCCAUCUCAUCUUACAGUGUUGAUAAACUGCUGCCACCGCCUCCUUUUUAACACACCGAAUACCACUUCCAAAGCAAGCAGUUGUUACAGAAAUCAUUACACUCGAUACAUGUGGGUUUGGAGUUAACAUGUUGAACAGGUUAAGAGAGCAGAUGCGUGUGUAGCCUACAUAAACAGCUGGAAAGUGUGACAAGUUGUGCUCAGGUUGUAAGUGGGAACGUGGGAUAUUUUCAAGCAAAGCUGCUCAUUUUUAUUGACUUUCAAAUAAUGCAGGUGAGCUGACGUGUGGGCGCGUGUCUGUUAGCGGUUUUAUUACUCCAAGAAAUGUGACAGAAGUAACCUCAUCUCUUUCAGUUUCAUCGUGUGAAUACAUAUACUCAUAUUAUUUAAACUUUUAUCAUCUAAAUUUAAAGAACACAGUUGUGUUUAAAUAGGAACAAUUUUCUGAAGGCUUUCUGUAAUUAUAAAAGGAGGAGUACAUUUAUUGAAUAUACUGUGUAUCUUAGAACCUCAAUUCCAAAAUAAGGUUGAUAUCCUGUAAAUGUAAAAUGUAACUAAAGCCAAAAUACAAGGAAAUUAUAUUUUAAUCACAAUACAGCAUG
Messenger RNA from Haplochromis burtoni (Burton's mouthbrooder), 2372 nucleotides. Its product is annotated as phospholipid phosphatase 6. The coding region runs from base 452 to 1252 and encodes 266 amino acids. Lineage: Eukaryota; Metazoa; Chordata; Actinopteri; Cichliformes; Cichlidae. Gene Ontology annotation, molecular function: sphingosine-1-phosphate phosphatase activity. The transcript has 2 exons. The record is from RefSeq and is a predicted model, not a curated record.